CCCCAUUUUGCCGUCCGAGAACCAAAACAAAAAAGCCCCACCAUUUGAAAUGAAUAUUAUUUUCUUUUGAACACGGUCCCAAAAACAUCUGACUCCCCCAACCCUCUUUCUUGUUCUCUUCCUAUUAUCCCUAUGUGUCUUUGACAGAGAGAGCACGCCUCCAUUGGAGCCUUUUAAAGCUCUGAUUCGUCAAAACAAACACUCAAAUCCAAUUCAAUCCAAUCACCACCAAAAACCCAGAUGAAGCGGUACAGGAAUGGCGAAGUCUGGGACUUUGAGAACCAAAUGCCGGUGGCCGCCGGCGCCGGAGACGUCAUCUUGGGUUUAGACGGCGGCACCACCUCCACCGUCUGCAUUUGCAUGCCGAUUUUGCCCUUCUCCGAUCCUCUCCCCGACCCAGUUCCCAUUCUUGCUCGAGCAGUCGCCGGUUGCACCAACCACAACAGCGUUGGCGAGGCUGCUGCAAGGGAUACAUUGGAGCAGGUGAUGGCUGAAGCGCUGGCUAAGUCCGGUUCGAACCGGUCGGCGGUUCGAGCUGUUUGUUUGGCGGUUUCUGGCGUCAACCAUCCCACUGAUCAGCAGAGGAUAUUAGAUUGGCUUAGGGAUGUAUUCCCCAGCAAUGCAAGGUUGUAUGUUCAGAAUGAUGCUGUGGCAGCUCUAGCUUGUGGGACUUUGGGAAAACUUCAUGGGUGUGUUCUAAUUGCUGGCACGGGGACCAUUGCAUAUGGGUUCACAGAAGACGGUAGAGAAGCUCGGGCAGCUGGCGCAGGACCUACCUUAGGUGAUUGGGGAAGUGGAUACGGAAUAGCUGCACAGGCAUUAACCGCUGUAAUAAGGGCCCAUGAUGGUCGUGGUCCACAUACAAUGCUUAUGUCUAGUAUUUUAGGGAAGCUUGGUCUUUCUUCUCCAGAUGAACUCAUCGGGUGGACCUAUGCAGAUCCAUCUUGGGCUCGCAUUGCAGCACUUGUUCCAGUUGUUGUAUGUUGUGCAAUUGCUGGUGAUGAGGUUGCAAAUAAGAUCUUGUUUGAUUCAGUCGAGGAGUUGAGGUUGAGUGUGAAAGCUGUUGUUCAAAGACUUGGCUUGUGUGGUCCAGAGGGAAAAGAUUCUUUUCCCCUUGUCAUGGUUGGUGGUGUUCUUGAUGAAAAUAAGAGGUGGGAUAUAGGAGAGGAAGUCAUUAAAUGCAUCUCCAAGGACUACCCGGGGGCAGUUCCUAUUAGGCCGAAGGUAGAGCCUGCAGUUGGAGCAGCGUUGGUAGCAUGGAAUUUUUGUAUGAAAGAAUCUCUUGAGAAUGCCUUCAAAAGCUGACUCUGACUGUUGCUGAUUUUAUAGUUUAUGAAUUGUAUAGUGGGAAGGAUCAGUGAUGAAGUGAAAGGAAAACAAGCUGCUCGAAAUUGAAAAUGAAAUCAUCAUUAAUAUAUAAAUUCUUUUGGUUAAGAAAUCAUUCUGAAGUGUUGGCAGGCUAAUUCUAUGAAUAUACCACUGUGUCAAUUUCUGAUACUGUCUUAGCUUUGCAUGUAAAAGUAUCUCUAUCAAUAGUGAAGUAAAGAAUGAUUUCAAGUGUGCUAAA
This is a messenger RNA of Prunus dulcis (almond), 1567 nucleotides long. RefSeq names its product N-acetyl-D-glucosamine kinase. Lineage: Eukaryota; Viridiplantae; Streptophyta; Magnoliopsida; Rosales; Rosaceae. The record is from RefSeq and is a predicted model, not a curated record. The transcript has 7 exons. Bases 241 to 1305 code for a protein of 354 amino acids.